AUGGUUGUUGUUUUGUGUGUCUGCAGUUUGUCAGGCUGUCUGAUCACAGAGGAAGGCUGUACUUCUCUGGCCUCAGCUCUGAGCUCCAACCCUUCCCAUCUGAGAGAGUUGGACCUGAGCUACAAUCAUCCAGGAGCCUCAGGAAUGAAGCUGCUGUUGGCUGGACUUAAGGAUCCACGCUGGAGACUGGACACUCUUAGGUUGGAGCCUGCUGGAGUCCGAUGGUUGACACCAGGUCUGAGGAAGUAUUCCUGUCAACUCACAAUCGACACAAACACAGUACACAUGAACCUCAAACUGUCUGACCACAACAGGAAGGUGACAUAUGUGGAGGAGGUUCAGUCAUAUCCUGAUCAUCCAGAAAGAUUUGAUGUUCAUCCUCAGCUGCUGUGUAGAAAUGGUCUGACUGGUCGCUGUUACUGGGAGGUCAAGUGGAGAGGAAGAGUUGAUAUAUCAGUGAGUUACAAAGGAAUCGAGGGAAAAGGAGACACUUAUGACUGUAGGUUUGGACAGAAUGAUCAAUCCUGGAGACUACGCUGCUCUAAUGAUGGUCCUCAUUCUGUCUGUCACGAUAAGAGAGAAACAUCCAUCCCCUCCUCCUCCUCCUCUUCUGUCUCUAACAGAGUAGCAGUGUAUGUGGACUGUCUUGCUGGUACUCUGUCCUUCUACAGAGUCUCCUCUGACACUCUGAUCCACCUUCACACCUUCAAAACCACAAUCACUGAAAUGCUUUAUCCUGGAUUUUCGAUCUGUUCUAGUUCCUCAGUGAGUCUGUGCUAA
Molecule: messenger RNA, 780 nt
Organism: Pundamilia nyererei
Lineage: Eukaryota; Metazoa; Chordata; Actinopteri; Cichliformes; Cichlidae
Product: stonustoxin subunit beta-like
Exons: 3
Coding region: 1-780 (259 amino acids)
Molecular function (GO): protein binding
Source: RefSeq, a predicted model, not a curated record